CGGAAGAGCGCACUUAAUGACACCAGGAGGCAACAUGUUUCUGACAACUCUCCUCUUCUAACGCUGUUUUUAAUGAAGUAUUUUUGUAGCCUUGCUGUUAAAUUUACUAAAUAUCGAGCAGCACACUCUUCUUCAACAGCAGUUUGUCGAGCCGGACCUGAAACAAUGUGCAAACAGCUGAAGACCAAAGUGCUGCAUUUGUCACCGGCAACCGGCGACGAGCCUUCGUUUGUUACACAGAAAGCGCGGACAGAUCUUGCCAGCAUCCUGAGCUGCACGACGAAAGCGCUGCAGGACGGCCAUGUUGUUGCCGUGCCCACCGACACCAUCUACGGCCUGGCGUGUCUGGCCCAGAACUCCAGCGCUGUGCAGAGGAUCUAUGACAUCAAAGGCCGGAAUGAGCAGAAGCCUCUUGCCAUAUGUGUGGGAGAUAUCCAGGAUAUAUACAAGUACUGUAAGGUGAAAGUGAAGGAGGAGCUGCUUGGUGACCUCCUGCCAGGUCCUGUCACCCUAGUGUUUGAAAGAUCUGAAAUACUGAACAAAGAGCUCAACCCUUUCACCCAACUUGUUGGGGUCCGUAUUCCAGACUGUACCUUCAUACAACGCCUUUGCCAGAUGUGCGGGGAGCCUCUGGCUCUCACCAGUGCCAACAUCAGCGCACAAACAAGCACUGUGGCCGUCAAUGAGUUCCAGGAUCUUUGGCCCAAACUAGCAGUAGUAGUGGAUGGAGGACCAAUAGGAGACCCGAGUCGCCUCGGGUCGACUGUGGUGGACCUAUCAGUACACGACAAAUACCGCAUCAUCAGACCCGGCUGACUGGCGCAUCCACUCAUCAUCCAUCUGGCACUAACGCCAGGGUGUACACGAACCAACCACCACCCCCACUCCUCCUGGCUGGAACACUAUCCAAGGAUUCCGGUGUCACUGAGGGUAGCGACUGGUAACAC
This is a messenger RNA of Dunckerocampus dactyliophorus (ringed pipefish), 947 nucleotides long. It is a transcript of the gene yrdc, whose product is annotated as yrdC N(6)-threonylcarbamoyltransferase domain containing. The record is from RefSeq and is a predicted model, not a curated record. Gene Ontology annotation, molecular function: double-stranded RNA binding; nucleotidyltransferase activity; tRNA binding. The transcript is spliced from 6 exons. NCBI's taxonomy places the organism in Eukaryota, Metazoa, Chordata, Actinopteri, Syngnathiformes, Syngnathidae. Gene Ontology annotation, cellular component: cytoplasm. Bases 73 to 816 code for a protein of 247 amino acids. Gene Ontology annotation, biological process: regulation of translational fidelity.